Diaporthe batatas is the source of this 2291-nucleotide messenger RNA. RefSeq lists its product as uncharacterized. Gene Ontology annotation, biological process: error-prone translesion synthesis. Gene Ontology annotation, molecular function: damaged DNA binding; DNA-directed DNA polymerase activity. NCBI's taxonomy places the organism in Eukaryota, Fungi, Ascomycota, Sordariomycetes, Diaporthales, Diaporthaceae. The coding region runs from base 148 to 2040 and encodes 630 amino acids. The transcript is spliced from 4 exons. The record is from RefSeq and is a predicted model, not a curated record. Gene Ontology annotation, cellular component: nucleus.
GUCCGCGAGGAGCCUCGCGCCAGCCGAGUUAGUUCUGCCCCAGCGACGCGUGCAACUACUGUCGGGCACUCGCCACAGAUUCACCCAUCUAAGCGAUGAAAGCGAAUAUGCCGGCGCUCGCCUUUAGAGACGGAACUGCUACCCCAAAUGGACGACCAGCAUCGCCCUUCACCUAGGAAGGCGGAUACGGUGACCUCCUCGCCCCAGCCCGGUGACGCCGACGACGCCCAGGCCUCCCAGCAUGCCACCUUAAAACAUUCCCUGCUUGGUGCAUCAUUGACAAAGGCUGGCCAGGACUCUGUCGACCAGCAAAAGGUCUCCGAUAUAAUUUACGAUAUCUCCAAGGGUUCGAAGUAUUUCAACCGCGAAGAAGAAAGAGACAAGAAUCUUACCGUAAAGAUCGACCGGAUCCUCAACAAGAAGCGCCAGCUGGAGAAGCUCGACUCGUCCAGAGAGCUACGCAAAGCCGACGCCCUCAUUGCUGAGUUGGAGCUUUCCCGCGACCUUACUCAGAUUGUGGUGCACGUUGAUUGUGACGCCUUUUUUGCUGCAGUGGAACAGCUCGACCGACCCGAACUGAAAGACGUGCCAUUCGCCGUCGGUGGUGGCGUUCUCACGACCUGCAACUACGUGGCAAGGCAAUUCGGAUGUCGCUCGGGGAUGGCCGGUUUUGUAGCAAGGAGGCUGUGCCCUGAUCUAAUCUGCCUCUCACCCAACUUCGACAAGUAUAGCGCCAAGGCGGACGAGGUGCGUGAGGUCAUCGCCGAAUACGACCCGCGUUUCGAGAGCGCGAGUAUCGAUGAGGCAUACCUGAACAUCACAGAAUACUGCCGGGACCAUAACGUGUCCCCCGAGGAUGCCGUGGAUCAGUUGCGCCGGCAGGUGCAAUUGAGGACGAGCAUAACGGUUUCUGCUGGGAUCGCUGCCAACGCGAAACUUGCCAAGAUCUGUUCCAACAUCAACAAACCCAAUGGGCAGUUCAUCCUUCCUAAUGAUCGUGUCGCCAUCAUGGCAUUUAUGCGCGACUUGCCCUGCCGCAAGGUCAACGGGAUCGGCAGAGUAUGGGAGCGAGAGCUUGAGGCUAUCGGGGUACGGACAUGUGGCGAUAUAUAUGGCCAGAGACAAUUCCUUAACCCGCUUUUCGGAGAAAAAGCUUGCGAAUUCCUCGUAAACUGCCACUUGGGGCUCGGCCGCACAGAUAUCCAACCUGCGGAGGAGUACGAGCGAAAAUCCGUCGGGACAGAAAGCUCGUUUCACGACAUGUCUGAUCCGAAGCAGCUCAGGGAAAAGCUUCUUUGGACCGCACAGGAGCUGGAGAAGGAUAUGCGAAGGGCGAGAUGUAAGGGAAGGACCUUGGUUUUGAAAAUCAAACUGCACACAUAUGAGGUCUUUACCAGGCAAACUGUGCUCCCGAGGGCUAUAAAUCUCUCCGAGGACCUGUUCGGUUUUGCUGUCCCUAUACUUGCUAAGCUGGAGCAGGAUAUGCCAGGGAUGAAGAUCAGGCUUAUGGGCCUGCGCUGUACGCACCUGGUCAGCACCAAGAAACCAGACACAACGGCAUUCUUUGGGCUUAAGCCUAGGAGUGGAGAAGCAUGCAACGAGCCUGGCAAGGUCUUGCGCACAAUCACUCGGGUGAAUGAUUACCAUACAAGGGGUGUGGUGCCGAAUAAGUCACCUGCACAGGACUGUGACGAUGCGAUUACCGCGGAGGGCGACACGAGGGGUUCUUAUCGAAGGCAUGGGGGGGAAAUCCUGCCCAAUCCGACCCCGGCCAACAACGUCUCUCCAGGAUCGGGCGAGUGGUGGGAAUGUCCAGUUUGCAAUCGACCACAGCCGACUGAUGAGAGACGAUUCAAUUCGCACAUUGACUCCUGCCUCUCGAGGCAGACAAUUCGUGACGCUGUUCAACAGGAGCAACAGGCACGUUCGAGCCGGAGUCUGACACCGGAGUCCAAGAGGCCAAGAACUGACUCGGAAAGAAAAAGGGGCCGGCAAGGCUCCGGUCAAGAUCCCAAGCAGAAGAAGCUGUGUUUCGGGUAAGGGUGCCGCUGGCGAGGGACGCUUUUCGACGGCCCGGAACUCCUACAUUAAUGUAUCAUGCCGACACUGCUGCUAGGCUUCUAUACUGGUAGUUAUGCCGUGGUCACAUUGAUGGCAAACAUCAAGAAAGAUUAAGAAGCGCCUUCCUAUCUCCCAACAACUGAGUGAUCACAUCCCCGUCACAGUGCCCCAAAUAGUAUAGACUGGUCUAAUAUAGUUUAAGCAGUUUUACUUCUCAUUAAUUUAUGUAU